This is a messenger RNA of Ramularia collo-cygni, 585 nucleotides long. RefSeq lists its product as uncharacterized. The transcript has a single exon. The record is from RefSeq and is a predicted model, not a curated record. Bases 1 to 585 code for a protein of 194 amino acids. Lineage: Eukaryota; Fungi; Ascomycota; Dothideomycetes; Mycosphaerellales; Mycosphaerellaceae.
AUGUCGAACCAGAAACCAAUCCCCGGCCGCCGGUCUGCCGGAAAGCAUAACAGCGGGCUGCAGCCCGAGCUGGACCAGAAGGACGCAUUGAUCAAGUCCCUUCAAGACGAAAUAGCGGUCAAGGACGAUACCAUCGCCCAGCAGAUAGUUUCGCUGUCCGUGAAAAGCGAACAAGUCAAGGAGACCGCAGCCAAUCUGAGAAGCACGAUAAAGACUCUCAGCAGUGUCGAAAACGCGGCCGAUAACAUCGCUGGACAAGCCAUCACCGACACGUUACGAGCGACCCACGCCUCGCUCACAUCCGCGGCGGAGGCCUUGCAGCAGAGCAUCACGACCCUAGACGCCCGGCUUCAGACAUCGAAAGCAGAACAUGAGAACCAGCUGGCCGAGAUGCGGCAGGCCCACCAAGAUGUACUCGACCUGUUUCGCACGGAUAAUCAGCAGCGACGGGAGGCGCACUUAGAUCUACUUGCAGCAGUCAGUGAUGGUCUCAAGGCAGGCAUGUCACCCUUGGCAGAGAGGGAAGAAUUCCUGGCGAAGUUGAUGAAGACGAUGAACCUGUACGAAGAGGCGCUGCUCAUGUGA